Molecule: messenger RNA, 873 nt
Organism: Australozyma saopauloensis
Lineage: Eukaryota; Fungi; Ascomycota; Pichiomycetes; Serinales; Metschnikowiaceae
Exons: 1
Coding region: 1-873 (290 amino acids)
Cellular component (GO): membrane
Molecular function (GO): palmitoyl-(protein) hydrolase activity
Source: RefSeq, a predicted model, not a curated record
AUGCUCAGAAUGCUCGCGGCUGUUGGCGCCCUUUUUGGCGGACUGGCGCUUCUAGGGCUCUAUGCGUUCCAAUCGCUGCUUAUCUAUCCCGCGUCGUUGAACGACGGCAGGGGAUAUUGUGCCAAACCAAACGAACACAAUAUGCCCGAUUAUGAGGAGUUGUUCUUGAACACGGAUGAUGGGGAGUCCAUCCAGUGCUACGUGUUGAAGCACGAUCCGGCCAGUGCCAAUUAUACCAACAAAACGGUCCUUAUAUUGUCUCCCAACGCUGGUAACAUUGGUCACGGCUUACCAAUUGUGUCCUUGUUCUAUUUAGAUUUUGGCUACAAUGUAGUUAUAUACUCAUACAGGGGCUAUGGCAAAUCGUCAGGGCUGCCGCUGGAAAUCGGAUUGAAACUAGAUGCGAAACGGAUCAUGCAACAUAUCACCUCAGACGAUGAACAGCUUCGAGCUAGCUCUCUCGUGCUCUACGGACGGUCGUUGGGCGGCGCUGUGAGCAUCUACAUUGCGGCGCAGUUUUCUGCCGCUGUGCUGGGGUUGAUUUUGGAGAAUACGUUUCUUUCGAUCCCUAAGACUGUGCCCCAUAUCUUCCCUCUCUUGCGCUAUGUGACUGCGUUCGUGCAUCAGAAGUGGGAGUCGGAGCUUUUGGUGCCCGCCAUUCCGGCCGAAAUACCCGUGCUUCUUCUUUCGGCUCGAAACGAUGAGAUUGUGCCGCCGGCGCAUAUGGACUCGAUCUUCCAGCUUUUGCAGAGUUCCGACAAGGAGAUGGUCAAGUACGAGCGGUCUGCGCACAACGACACUGUUUUGCAGCCCGGGUACUGGGAGAAGAUCCAUGAGUUUAUUCAGAGAAAGGUCCAGCCUUUUGGCAGAUGA